AUGAUGGGAGAUAAUAUUGUACCCUUGAAAUAUAAUGUUAUGCAUGCCAGUUAUGGAUUUCUAGAUGAUUUUUCUUAUUGGGAGGAAAUCAUGCAGAUGAAAGAGAAUGACAAUUAUGGAAGUUACUAUAAUGCGUAUUGCUCUUCUAUUGAUUAUGUAUUUAAAGGCGAAAAUAAAACUGAAUUUAUAAAAGAAAUAUGCCCCAAAUCUUUUUCAUGUUUUUAUGAUAUGCUUAUUUCGAAAAAAAAUACCAAUUAUAGAGAAGCAGGAUGCAGAUAUUUUCCUUAUUGGUUGUACUAUAUUCUGAAAAAACACAAUUGCAGUAACGAUACAGUACAGAUUUACAAAACAUUGAUGAACACAUAUCUCAGAUAUUUGCCUUCGGCAAGUACAUUUUGUACUGAAUAUGCGAAUAAAUUAACCAACGAACAAUUGGAGGAUCUUAUAUCUAUAUAUAAUACCUAUAAAUGCAUUAAAAAAACAGAAACAAAUUAUAUACCUCAGAAUAACAAUGAAUAUUGCAUUACAUUAAAAAAAAUUAUAGAUAAAUACCAAGAAUCAAUAAUAGAAGAAGAUCAUGACAUGGCUCAAUCGCGAAAAUCAUCAAUUGAAGGAAAUAUUAUACAAGAAAUAGCAUGCUCUUGUCGAUCCAAUAUUAUAAAUACUAUUGCAACUACAAUAAUUUUAACCUCACUAAUAUUAUUUUUUUUGUUACUUGUGUUUAAGUAUACUUCAUAUGGUCCAUUAUUACGCCAUGGAAUAAAAAGUAUAAGAAAAAAGCUGUACAAUAUAUUUAAUACACGGAAUAUACCGAAACGAACCGAAGUACCCAUAAAUAUUCUCAAUAGUGGGAUCUAUGAUAUGAUGUACAAUCAAUUCUAA
This is a messenger RNA of Plasmodium gonderi, 882 nucleotides long. Its product is annotated as variable surface protein. The transcript has 3 exons. Lineage: Eukaryota; Apicomplexa; Aconoidasida; Haemosporida; Plasmodiidae. The record is from RefSeq and is a predicted model, not a curated record. Bases 1 to 882 code for a protein of 293 amino acids.